GCUGAGGAACGUGGUUGAGAUUCAGUGACAGGAAGGGAAAGAGAAAAUGAGUGAAUAAAAAUAUAUGUAAUCUGGGGAAGGAAGAGGAGAGAGACAGGACCAGAACCAGAACCAGGAGACAGAGAGAGAGAGAGUGGAUUUAGAUAAGGAUACACAUAGACAAACAGAGUGGGAUCAAAUCGUUAACGGAUGGUGAGCAGAGAGGGAUAGACGUAUAGUUGGAGAUGUAUAGAUAGUCUGACAGGGAGCGAAAGAGAGGAAAGGAGCUGGAGUAAUAGGGAGACAGGAUUGAAAUAGGGAUACAGACUGCAGGGUGGAGAGAGGGAGAGGGAGAUGGAGUAAUAGAGAAGUACAGACUGCAGGGUAAAGAAAAAGGAAUAAAAUUCCCCAGGAACAGGGAGUUGAGGGCGGCGUUGAGCUGGGGUCCCCUCAGAACUGUGGAAACAUUAGGUAUCGACAGUGUGGGGAGAGGGAAUGGGCUAAGAAAGACCAGUUAAUUGAGGGGACCAAGGAUUAAGGAGGGAAGGGAGGUCCAAAAACUGGAAUUAUCGUGUCAUCUUAAAGUUCGAAGUUCAUCUCCUGCUCAGGCAGAGUUUAGUUUGACCUUCAGAGCUGGUCAGUGGCCGGAGACUGGACAGAGAGCCCCAGGAAUCUCUGAGAACUCCGCAGUCUUUGAGUUUGAUGAGUGCAAACGGUUUACAGAAGCAGAACUUGAAUGUGUAGGUGCAAACUCUCCAUUAAGAAAAAAAAACACUUGCAGGAAAAAAAGAAGCAUUUUGGCAUAGUGUGCUGAUACUGCACGGAGAUAAGUUAUUUUACAUAGGGGGAGUGAGAGUGGCCCAUUGCAGUUGUGAGAAGCUUCAAGGUUAGAUAGUAACCUGGAGAUUAGGCUCUUUCAGGAGUUUUUCACUUUUAACAUCCUACAGGCUGGAAAUUUCAAGCUGACUUUGAGAAGUAAGAGCGGAGUAGAUCUCUUUUGCAGAGCAACAUUAAAAGUUUGGAGUUAGUUCAGUCAGUGGGUUAGCCCUGCCUUCCCAGUACAGAAUGCCUGCUCCUCCAAACACAGCUUUCUCUGUCCGCCUGCUCGCUGUUUGGAAAUCUCUCUUCACUGGCAGGUAUCUGUUCGUCACUAACACUGUUAGCUGCGGGGCUCUGAUGGCAACUGGGGACAUGAUACAACAAACCCGAGAGAUCUGGCGGGAGCCCGACCGUGUCCGGGAAUGGGCUCGAACAGGACGAAUGUUUGCAACUGGCUGUUUAAUGGGCCCUUUUGGGCAUUUCUGGUAUGGGGCCCUGGAUCGAAGGUUCCCAGGAAGGACCAAACGCAUUGUGCUGAAGAAGGUUUUGUUGGACCAAAUCAUUGCCUCGCCCAUCUUUGGCCUCAUCUAUUUUGGCGGAAUGGGGAUGUUAGAAGGCCAUCAUCCAAUCGAAUGCCUGAUGGAAUUCAAGAGGAAAUUCUGGAAAUUUUAUAUGGCGGAUUUGAUGUUGUGGCCUGGAGCCCAAAUGAUCAACUUCUACUUCCUUUCUCCAAAAUACCGUGUCCUCUACGUGAAUAUAGUGACAGUCGGCUGGGAUACUUUCCUCUCCUACCUUAAACAUCAGGAGCAGGACGAUGCAGCUCUCGCAUUGGACAAACAGCAAGCAGGAUCAGGGAGCUCGGUGAAACUGCUCGAAGAUGAACCGUAGCUGCUCAGAGUCCCUGAUGGCCCAUAGGCUGAGGAGCAGUCAUCCUCUGACGUCUGAUCCAGGCAACCCUGACCUUCAAUGUGCAGGCAGCUGGCAGUUGGAGAAAGGUCACCGCUGCAAUGUUCUAAACAGAUUUUUUUUUACUCAUUGAAAUUAUCAUUCUAAACUGUUAACAAAUUUAAACUUUUUUAAAUGAGAUAAGGAAAUGGUCUGGCAUUUCUGUAGCAUCUUUCACAACAUCAACUUGUCCCAAAUGACCUGCCAGUGCAGGAGCCAAGUGCCGUGAUUACUGGAGGGAAUGCAGCAGUAAUUGGUACACAGGACAAUUCCACUAAUAGUUAUCAGUUUCACAUCUCCGCUAUUGCUCAGAGAGGGAGCAGGUUAGCCCCAUGUCAGAUAAUUAAGAGGUGACCUUAUUGAGAUGUUCAAAAUUAUGAACAACUUCCACAGGGUAAAGGAGGAUAAUCUGUUUACACUAUUUGAUAUGUCAGUAACUAGGGGUCACAAUUUCGGGGUUGUCAGUAAGAGAGCUAGGAGUGCGAUGAGGAGAAACUUCUUUACUCAGAGUUGUUAGGAUUUGGAAUGCACUGCCUGGGAGAGUGGUGGAGGAGGAUUCCAUAAGAGGUCUCAAAAAUGAUAUAUAUUUGGAAGGGAUGAAGUUAGAGGGCUAUGGAGAUUGGACUGGAGAGUGGGACCAGCUGGAAAAGUCUAUCUGGAGCUGGUACGGACAUGAUGGGCUAAAUGGCCUCCUGGACUGUAAAAUUCAAUGAUUCUAUGCCUGUAUCCGCAAGGACCCAUACAGGAUGUGUGUGUGAUCUACAAGUGCAGCACUGUUGGAGUGCCACAUUUUCCCUUAAUGGCUCUAUGAAGCACAUUUCUGGCUGUGGAAUCAUCCUACGCACACAAGCAGCAAGAGUAGAACAUUCAGCCCAUCAGCCCUGCUGUACCAUUCCGUAUAAUCAUAGUAGCUCACCACUUUCUAAUGCACUCCAUGAAAACAAAAACCUGUCUAUCCCAGCUGUGAAUACAUUCAGUAAUACAGCAUCCGCCACCCUCUGGGCCAGUUCCGAGUUCAUCCCUUGUGGUUGGAGGGUUCCUAGGCGGAAGAUGAGGCGCUCUUCCUCCAACCGUCGUUUUGUUG
Molecule: messenger RNA, 2827 nt
Organism: Chiloscyllium plagiosum (whitespotted bambooshark)
Lineage: Eukaryota; Metazoa; Chordata; Chondrichthyes; Orectolobiformes; Hemiscylliidae
Product: mpv17-like protein 2
Biological process (GO): mitochondrial ribosome assembly
Cellular component (GO): membrane; mitochondrion; cytoplasm
Source: RefSeq, a predicted model, not a curated record